This is a messenger RNA of Tigriopus californicus, 1076 nucleotides long. It is a transcript of the gene baf, whose product is annotated as barrier-to-autointegration factor B-like. Lineage: Eukaryota; Metazoa; Arthropoda; Copepoda; Harpacticoida; Harpacticidae. Bases 641 to 913 code for a protein of 90 amino acids. The record is from RefSeq and is a predicted model, not a curated record. Gene Ontology annotation, molecular function: DNA binding. The transcript is spliced from 2 exons.
GCUCAUCAGAGUCAGAAGAAGUCCGAACCCAAACUAGUAGUGAAUGGACGUAGUAACGCUACGGAAAAGAUGUGAAAUGUGAAAAAAUGACGAAAAUUAAAGUCAAUACGAAGCCCAUGUUGGCCCUCCCUCCGGCCAGAGAUGCCAGGUUCAAACACAUGGCCUGGGUAAUUGCUCAUUGGAAUGCAUGCAACAGUUGAUAACACAACCCCCGCCCCGCGACCCCAGACUAGGAUCCGAGUGGGUGUGCAGUGCACUAUUGAUUUCGUUCAUUCUUCCUGUCAGGCCCACCCGACUCAAUUGUCGAGCUUCGCUCGAGACUCUCGCCAGACACUCCAGCCAAAAGCGUUACAAAAAGCUGAACUCGCUAUAUUCUCUCAGACUCCCUGGGUCACCCUGAUUACCCGCCCAAGCUCAACUCGAUUGAGUCAGUUAGUCCAUCCAUCAAACCGACCCCCCACGCCCGCUCAGAGAGACCCGCCUAUUGGUUUCGAUUUCAACACAUCGUGAGCUUGUCAUCAUUUACAUAGAAGGACGGAUAAGCCCUCCCUCCCUCCUUCCCUCCCUCCCUCUCACUGCACCCGACCGACUGACUACCUCUUCUGAAUCUCUCCAACCAGACCGAAUCCGGAUCACCAAAAUGAGUACCACAUCCCAAAAGCAUCGCAAUUUCGUGGCCGAGCCCAUGAACGACAAACCCGUGACGGAUUUGGCCGGCAUCGGGGAUGUGCUGGGCAAACGCCUCGAGGCCAAAGGCUUUGACAAGGCCUACGUGGUAUUGGGCCAAUUCCUGAUCCUCAAGAAGAACCGCGACCUGUUUGUGGACUGGCUCAAGGAUCUGGCUUCGGCCAACAGCAAGCAAGCCGCAGAUUGCUAUCAAUGCUUGAGCGAUUGGUGCGACGAGUUCCUCUAACACCAAUGAAAGAAUGGCCCCACUCUCAUGAUGGCCGACCAUGAUGGCCGGGAUUCCAGCCUGUCUGGUUUCGACUUGACUCCCCCAAAUAUAGUAUCAUGAAAACGCUAUCCAACCAACUCGAAAACGACAAUAAAAUCACAGUGAUUUCGUAUGUUCCUUA